This is a messenger RNA of Endocarpon pusillum Z07020, 855 nucleotides long. RefSeq lists its product as uncharacterized. The record is from RefSeq and is a predicted model, not a curated record. The coding region runs from base 1 to 855 and encodes 284 amino acids. Gene Ontology annotation, biological process: RNA splicing. The transcript is spliced from 2 exons. Lineage: Eukaryota; Fungi; Ascomycota; Eurotiomycetes; Verrucariales; Verrucariaceae. Gene Ontology annotation, cellular component: precatalytic spliceosome.
AUGGCGGAACUACCAGCAAAGCGUGCAAGGCGCACCGACAGCGCGGCUAUGUGGGACAAGAACGAAAGUACGAGCGCCCCCAAAUCACAGAGAUCAACAGAAGAUUCACGAGAAAUCAAACGAAAGGACAGUGACCGCGAUACAUUAGAUGACAUCAGAGACAGAAGACGGAAUGACAGGCGACGUGAUGACGGCAGGCGACGCUCGAAGUCGAGGGACCGGUAUCAGAGCCGCAGAGAAAGGAGCCGAUCAAGGGACCGGCCAGCUAAAGGCAGGGAUCGAGAUCAUGACCGGGACAGGAUCAGGGAAGACCGAAGAGGGGCGGACCGAGAUAGAGACCGUGAUCACCGUGGUAGCCGAAGGGAACGGGAGAGAAGUCGCAGCCCAGACAGACACAGAUCUUCAAAGGAUGCAAGACUAGACAGAGAUCGAGACCGCCAUCGUCAUCGAUCAAGAUCCCGCUCCCCAGCCCGGAAUGGCGCAGACACCCCUACUCGAACACGGUCGCCUCCCAAAGCUCCACGGGCUGACCGCGGUCGACCAUCUGCUUCCACCGCUACUCGCCCAACAGAGCCUACACCACCAUCUUCCAAGGUCAAGAAGGAGCCUUCCCCUGGGGCGGCUAUACAGAUUGAUUCGAAAACGAAUGGUCGCAAUGGUGUGGACGAGGACGACGAUAGUGAAGACGCUUUGCUUAAAAAGAUGAUGGGUUUCUCAACUUUCAAAAGCACGGCAAACACAAAGAUACCAGGCAAUAACGUGUCAGGUGUGCGAAAAGAGAAGUCGACCAAUUACAGACAGUACAUGAACCGCACUGGUGGAUUCAACCGACCAUUGAGUCCAUCGAGAGAUUGA